CGGUUUGUGCCUCCAGCAGUAUCAUGAUCGUUGGUGCAUCGCUGGACGAACGAGUUCCGGUUCCGUGCCAUGUAGUGUCCAACCCGCGGGACGUUUCAUUCGAUUGGAACUUCUCAAAUAGUGGCGAGCGCUUUGAGGUAACUAGUGGCCAAUUUAACCUGCUGCAGGAUUUCCACUCCUCAAUCGGGGAUAGCGACGAGUUUGGUGACAGUGCCUCGGUGUACGGCGGUUCGGAAGAGAAUUUAGAAACCAUUUACGAACUGCUUUACACCCCCAAAAGUGAACGGGACUACGGUACGCUGGCAUGCUGGGGGAAAAAUUCGAUUGGAAAGCAACUUGAACCGUGUCUGUUUCAGGUCGUUCCCGCAGCAAAACCAGCCCCGUUGCGCAACUGCACCCUCAGGCCCUACUCAACGUUACUGGGGACACCGCACGGUACUACAUCUAAUUCAUCUGCAGCGUCAGCAUCUUCGUCUUCGUCUUCGUCGUCGACAUCGUUUUACUACGGGUCGCAUGGAAGCAGUAGUGAUUUGGAAACGGCCGCCGCAGCCUCAGCAUCGUUGUCUUCGUCGGUGUUAUCGUCAAACGGAAUCCCUACCAUAGGUCAGCAUUAUCGAGAAUCUAAUUAUAUCAGCACACAAUUCGUUAAAGAUCGGAACGUGUCAAACGAGCGAACGAAUAUUACAAAAUUUAAUCAGAAAAGUACGUUUCACGGUAGCACUGAUGGUGGUGACAUUGUAUUGCGAAGACGUGAACAGAUCAAACAGAAAAAUACCACCCAUGGUUUGGACAGGAUAAGCAGCAAGAUGGGGAUGAGUGGCAGCUAUGGAAGAAUUAGUGCACCUAGUCAUCACAGAGUGGGAUUGACCUCCAGGGAAACAAAUGAUGACGAAGAAGAAGACGAAAGAGGGGAGCCACGGGUGGCAGCUCAAAUAUCGUCUGCACUCGCAGCAACUUCCGCAUCGGGAAAAGUGAGAGGAUCAGCAUCAGCAUCCGGUUCGUCUAGUUUUUCGUCAUCAACAGGAUCGUUCACAGCAUCAUCCUCGUCGGCAUCGACCACCAGUGACGAAGAGAAUAAGAGAAAAACAAUUUCGAAUAAUGAAAGAACUAGCAGCAUGAAUUUGUUUAACACCGUAACGCUAGUCGAAGAGAGCUUCCAAUCUAACUCGUAUUCGACUGUUGGCACUGGAAAUCGGUUCCAAGCAGCCAGAACUACACCCGAUGCUAAUCACAGACUGGCAAAAAGAGAGAAACGUUUUAAUGAAAAUCUAGAAAAUGAAAUAAAUAAAACACAUUUCGACGAUGAUGAUGAAAUUUUCAAUAGCACCACCAGUGGCAAUCAGGAAGACGAGGAUAGCAUCAGAACCAUCCAGGGAAGCAGCAGCAGCAUCAGUAUUAGUAGCAGUAGUAGUAGCAUUAGUUCGAGUACCGGUCCUACCGAAAGGAAUAAUUAUCACAGCACUGCCAGAGAACUACCAAUUGCAGCGAAAUUGAGGUUCGAUAAUAUUCGAUACCACUCCCUGGAAACGGGAGGCAGUGCCAGACACACAGGUGCUGCUGUAGGUUAUAAUCCUAGCGGUAGUGUACAUCCGUUUAACCACUAUAUGGAAAGCGUCGAAAGCAGCGCUCCCACAACGAUGGAGCUCGAGUGUGUUGCCGGAUACGAUGGAGGAUUGCCGCAGCAUUUUUUUCUGGAAGCCUAUGACUCGAGAACCCGCAAGCUUCGGCUCAAUAUCACAAGUGCACUUAGCGAUGUUCCGUUGUUUCGUAUUGAUCUAUCUGAGCUGAUCCCUAGUGAAUCCUAUACACCAACUCUUCACCUGAUUGCGUUAUAGUGUAAAUCAGAAAGGACGUUCGGAACCAACGAUUCUUGAGGA
Molecule: messenger RNA, 1877 nt
Organism: Aedes aegypti (yellow fever mosquito)
Lineage: Eukaryota; Metazoa; Arthropoda; Insecta; Diptera; Culicidae
Product: serine-rich adhesin for platelets-like
Exons: 4
Coding region: 24-1835 (603 amino acids)
Source: RefSeq, a predicted model, not a curated record